Molecule: messenger RNA, 1694 nt
Organism: Oldenlandia corymbosa var. corymbosa
Lineage: Eukaryota; Viridiplantae; Streptophyta; Magnoliopsida; Gentianales; Rubiaceae
Source: the annotation of a GenBank genome assembly
AUCACCGGCAUGAAAUAGUGUAAUUUUUAAAAAUUUAUCCAAUCUUAUCUUUCGAGCCUUAAUCCGUAGUUUUUAAGUUUUAAUAGAUCUAAUCCUGUCUAAUUUACCAUAAGAUUUCCCCCUCUUUUAUACCCUAAUUUUCUCCCAAUUUCUCUCCCAAUUUUUCUACCCAAAAUCUCUCCGGCCUCGUCCUGCUCGUCUUCACCACCAUCUUCGCUCCUCCCAGAGUUCCCGGCCGCCGUAUUCUAUUGUCUUGAUUGCGAUCGAGUCAUCGCUGAAGCUUAGUUGAUAAUUUCGCGACCGGAAGUGUAGCUACUUGUUGACUGCGGCACCGGAUCGGAGACUGGAAUUUGAUGUUGAAAGGAAAUGGCGAAAGAGCCACCGAGUUCACCUGGACCAUGGAUUCUUGAAGCUGUGCCUCUCAUUGUUGUCUUUCUAAUAGCAGCACACGUCUUUGCUCUGGUUUACUGGAUCUAUCGGCUUGCAACUGAGAAACAGCCACUGAGGACCAAAAAGCACUGAAAUAAUUUUAUCAAUUGAACUUCGCUCGUUCUUUAGAGGGAGGAAGCAUCAAAUAUCUUGACUUGGAAACUUCUCUUGUUACUACCGGCUUCUAGGACCAGUAUCGUCUACUUCACAUCUCAAUUGAAUUGAACAUAGGCUAACAGAAAUGCGUCCGCAAAUAGUAUUAUUUGGGGACUCCAUUACUCAACAAUCAUUCAGUUCUGGGGGAUGGGGUGCUUCUCUUGCUGAUACAUACGCCCGCAAGGCUGAUAUUAUGAAUCGUGGGUACGGUGGAUACAACAGUAGAUGGGCUCUGUUCUUGCUUCAUCAUCUUUUCCCGCUGGGAUCUGCUACACCACCUGUGGCUACAACUAUAUUUUUUGGAGCAAAUGAUGCAGCUCUGUUGGGUGGGACUAACGAAAGGCAGCAUGUGCCAGUUGAUGAGUAUAAGAAGAACCUAAAUGCAAUUGUCCAGCAUUUAAAGGAAAGUUCUUCCACCAUGUUGAUUGUUCUCAUCACUCCCCCACCAGUCGAUGAGGAAGGGCGCUUAGAAUAUGCCAGGUCCUUAUAUGGUGACCAGGCAACAAAGGUGCCCGAGCGAACAAAUGAAACAGCUGGAAUGUAUGCAGAUAAGUGUGUUGAACUAGCCAAAGAACUAGAUCUACCUUCAAUCAAUCUGUGGUCAAAAAUGCAGGAGACAGAAGGUUGGAGGAAAAAGUUUCUGCGUGAUGGAUUGCACCUGACAGCAGAAGGAAAUGCAGUGGUCUAUCAAGAAGUUGUUAGAGUUUUCAAUGAAGCUUGGCUGUCGGCCCCAAAGAUGCCCUAUGACUUCCCUCACCAUUCACAAAUUGACCCGAAAGACCCUGGGAAGGCCUUCCAGCAACUGUGCCUGGGCGUAUAAUAGCUUACUAAGUUUGAGAAGCAGUGCCGAUCCACAUAAGCUGCUCCGGAGAUAUCGAGGAGUUUGGGAGCUGGUGGCGAUCAAGUUAGGGGUUAGCAAAUUUGAUGAUACAUUUUCUUUCUUCUGUUGUAGUUUAAAUUAUAUGUAUUUUGAAUGUAAGUUGGUAAAUGCUGCUACCCUCAAUGAUUCUAUGAUUGGAAAAGUGAGAAAACUGAUUUCAAGUAACAAGUGCUGUAUUCUUUCCUGUCUAAAUAAGCCAUUAAUAUAAAGUACUCCCUUUGUCCCAUAA